AUGCAUUACAAUUGCAGCCCUGGAAACCUCUCCUCCUGCUCUCUCGGAGGUUACCUGGGGUACCCAGGUUCUCCCUAUGAUUCUUUCUACCCCAGCAAUGAAAUCUACUCUCCCAGCACCUGCCAGCUGGGUUCCUCUGUCUUUGAUGGCUAUCAGGAGACCUGCUGUGAACGCACCAGCUGCGGGACAUCCUGUGCUGGGGCCAGACCCUACCAGACAUCCUGCUUCCGCCCAAAGAAUUCCUUCUUCUUCAGUCCCUGCCAAACAAAUUACAUGGGGUCUCUGGGAUGUGGAAAUAUUGGCCUUGGGUCUUUCGGUUGUGGAAGCACUGGUUUCCAAUCUCUGGGCUGUGGGUCCAGCUUCAGUCGUCCAACUUACUUUUCUUCUAGGAGUUGCCAGUCAACUUGUUACCAACCAGCCUUUAGCUCUCGCUUUUUUGGAUCAACUUGCUGA
Zalophus californianus (California sea lion) is the source of this 453-nucleotide messenger RNA. RefSeq names its product keratin-associated protein 15-1. Bases 1 to 453 code for a protein of 150 amino acids. The record is from RefSeq and is a predicted model, not a curated record. Lineage: Eukaryota; Metazoa; Chordata; Mammalia; Carnivora; Otariidae. The transcript has a single exon.